This is a messenger RNA of Opisthorchis viverrini, 859 nucleotides long. RefSeq lists its product as hypothetical. Gene Ontology annotation, cellular component: cytoplasm. The transcript is spliced from 4 exons. NCBI's taxonomy places the organism in Eukaryota, Metazoa, Platyhelminthes, Trematoda, Opisthorchiida, Opisthorchiidae. The record is from RefSeq and is a predicted model, not a curated record. Gene Ontology annotation, molecular function: AMP binding; adenine phosphoribosyltransferase activity; adenine binding. The coding region runs from base 1 to 564 and encodes 187 amino acids. Gene Ontology annotation, biological process: adenine salvage; AMP salvage.
AUGACAGCACCGAAAGGAGACAAGCAUUUGGAGGAAAUAAAGGCUGCCAUCAGAGUUUAUCCAGAUUUUCCCGUGAAGGGUGUGCUUUUCAGGGAUAUAUUUGGGGUGUUUCGCGAUGCUCGGUUACGUGAAAAAUUGUUUUCGGAACUGCUCUCCUUCAUCCAAGAGAAAGUGAGCCGAACUCACAAGGUUGACGCUGUAGUUGGGCUAGACGCCCGUGGUUUCCUUUUUGGUCCCUUCAUCUCGGCAGGUCUCAACUGUGCCUUUAUUCCGGCUCGAAAGGCCGGCAAACUUCCUGGGCCGUGUCAUUCCGCUUCAUAUGAUCUCGAAUAUGGAAAGGCCACACUUGAAAUACAACGUGAUGCCCUGAAACGGGAUGAUCGAGUGCUUCUGUUGGAUGAUCUGCUUGCCACCGGAGGGAGUUUGAAAGCUUGUGUGGAUUUAGUUCACAGGGCUGGUGCUAUCCCUGUAGCGGCUGUUGUUAUUAUGGAACUGGUUGACUUGCCCGGUAAAAGCUUAUUAGAAAGUGCCCAUGUUCCGGUCUAUUCCCUGUUCCAAUUCUGAGAAAUGUGUCCGAUGUGACUGGCUUGGUCGCCGCAAUUUUUAUACGCAUCGUGUUCACCACCGACGUGACUAUCUUAGAGUAUCUUUUCUGGACUAGUCUGCAUCUAACGAUGGUCUCAUACCCUUUUGGCAGACCGCCUUAGUUUCACAAAAUCUAUUGUUUUGUGUGCGUAUUGGUUUGUUUUUGAACCGCUGAUUUCCAUGCCUUUCUGCUUCCCUAUCUUUUAUUGCCUCACAUCACGCAGUAUGCGCCAAAUAUUUUGUUGGAAUACUCCAUCUAAAUAUUACACCAAUU